This is a messenger RNA of Asparagus officinalis (garden asparagus), 522 nucleotides long. Its product is annotated as DELLA protein GAI-like. Gene Ontology annotation, cellular component: nucleus. Gene Ontology annotation, molecular function: sequence-specific DNA binding; DNA-binding transcription factor activity. Gene Ontology annotation, biological process: regulation of DNA-templated transcription. The coding region runs from base 1 to 522 and encodes 173 amino acids. NCBI's taxonomy places the organism in Eukaryota, Viridiplantae, Streptophyta, Magnoliopsida, Asparagales, Asparagaceae. The transcript is spliced from 2 exons. The record is from RefSeq and is a predicted model, not a curated record.
AUGCAAUUUCGACCUCCCCCUUCCCCCUCAUCCGCCUCCUCCGCCUCCGCCUCCUCCUCCACGUGGGCCCCGCAAGGGGCGCCGCCUCAGCUCCCGAUCGUCCAGCUGGAGGACGAGGAGGACCACGGCAUCCGGCUGGUCCACCUCCUCAUGACCUGCGCCGACUCCGUCCAGCGCGGGGACCCGGGCCUCGCCCUCUCCCUCCUCGACGAGAUGCGCCCCCUCCUGACACGCGUCGGCACCUCCUUCGGCAUCGGGAAGGUCGCCGGCUGCUUCGUCGACGCCCUCAGCCGUCGGAUCUACUCCUCCCCAGAUCCCCGGCCCUCCCAGUCGGACUUCGAGAUCCUCUACCACCACUUCUACGAGGCUUGCCCCGACGGCCGCGACUCCCUGCGCGAGGUCGGCCUCCGCCUCGCCGAGCUCGCUCGCUCCGUCCACGUGCGCUUCGCUUUCCGCGGCGUCGCAGCCAACCGCCUCGACGACGUCAAGCCCUGGAUGCUUGUUGGAAUUUCAUUUUGUUAG